Molecule: messenger RNA, 5662 nt
Organism: Oncorhynchus kisutch (coho salmon)
Lineage: Eukaryota; Metazoa; Chordata; Actinopteri; Salmoniformes; Salmonidae
Gene: galm
Product: galactose mutarotase
Exons: 7
Coding region: 1180-2214 (344 amino acids)
Biological process (GO): beta-D-galactose catabolic process via UDP-galactose, Leloir pathway; glucose metabolic process
Molecular function (GO): carbohydrate binding; aldose 1-epimerase activity
Source: RefSeq, a predicted model, not a curated record
AUCUGUAAGUGGUCAGCCUGAUGCUUUGUUCUGUCAGAGUUCCGAUAUAACCAUCCUUCUCGUUCUGUCAGAGUUCAGAUAUAACCCUCCCUCUCGUUUUGUCUCUCUUUCCCCACCCCCCUCUCUUUCUCUCUCUGACUGAAGGUUAUUUUAGUCUUUGUCCGUCUCAGGAGGCUGUUUGAGUGGUUUGCUACCUGAUUGAAAUAAUGAUUAUCUUAAUUGAACCAAUUUGGCCUCGGUCUCCACCACGGCUGCUGAUAGGAAGGAUAGAACAUCACUCACUGUGCUCCACCCUCAGAAUGCUUCCAUGUGUUGUUGAAUGGUAGAAAUUUGCUUUUUUUUGUCAUGUGGGUAGGAAAAAGCCCCUUGGGUGUGACAUGACAUCUCCAGUGGAUGUGGAGUUAACAUUGUUACAUCACACCAGAUGACAAAACCCAUUGUUGUUCAUGGCAUCUCAACACCCUGUCUGUUUCUCUGGGGAGAGAUGACUGGAUCUGCCCUCUGUGCCCUCUACUGAAGGCAUGGCCGAGCAACAGGGAAAGUAGAUCAUCAGAUGCAGUGGACCAUGGGAUUAGAUCCUGCAAGAGCACAGCUGCCUAAAACAUGUGCUGCCAUAAUGGCCAUCAGGAAAGGGCAUCUGGGACUGCAACACACAAACGACUGAUGAGGUCAUUUACAGGAAUGGAGAACUUGGAAAACAGAUCAAAUUGAUUCAUUUCUUGGUUCUGUCACUUUAAUCUCUGAAUAAGAUGUAUAUUAUUAUGUUUAUUGUGGGUCUACUUAAUCGUGUGAAAACAGUUACGUUUACUUACUAAUACAUAUACUGAUAUGUAUUGCAGGUAUACUGCAAUAACCUCACGCUCCUGUUAAUGUAUAGAACUACAAAUAUGUUGUCUUCUUCUAAUGACAUCAACAAUUACGUCAUAAAAUACGGACGCAAAUAUCAUAAACAUUGAACAUUUGUACAUUGAAUUGCAAAGUCCAUGGUUUGUGUUGUAGUGUAGCAGUUUACGCACGUGUUUUCAUUUGGAACUUGCAAUAAAGUUUCUUGUGACGUGAGAAUGUUACUAGCCUAUUGUUUCUUUAUUGCCCAUUGACGACAAUUUACCAUUUCCGUGUGCAAGUUCAUAUGAUCAAAGUGAGAAAUCGUGUCAAAGACAAGUCUGACUUUGAGGCAACAUGGCACUGGUACUAAUGGAGGAAUUCGGUGAGGUACCGGGAGAAGGACGUGUACAGAAAUGGAUUCUGAAAUCGUCUAACAUCACAGUGGAAAUCAUAACACUAGGGUGCAUCAUAACAGCCAUCAAGUGUAAAGGCAAGAAUGGAGAGGUCAAUGACAUCGUUCUGGGUUAUGAUGAUCUUGAGGGCUAUCUGGCCAACCCCAAGUACUUUGGUGCUGUUAUCGGCCGGGUAGCCAAUAGGAUCGCCAAGGGCAGAUUUGUGGUCGACGGGAAGGAUUAUCAACUGGCCAUCAAUAAUGGACCUAACUCCCUCCAUGGAGGACUGAGGGGCUUCAGCAAGGUGAUAUGGGGAAGUGAGGGUGUGGAGGGCGGGGUGCGGCUCACCCUCACCAGCCCAGACGGAGACCAGAAUUACCCCGGGGAGGUGCAGGCCUCUGUCACUUACACCCUGGAGGGGGACACACUGAGCAUCCAGUACCAGGCCCGCUCCACUAGAACCACCCCCAUUAACCUCACCAACCACUCUUACUUCAACCUGGCUGGACAGGGCUCAGCUGACAUAUACGACCAUGAAGUGUCCAUCAACGCUCCAACAUAUUUGCCUGUAGAUGACGUCAUGAUCCCCACUGGCGAGGUCAGACCAGUGGAACACACACCCUUUGACCUUCGGAGGCCAGUUCUGAUUGGCCCACGGCUGAAAGAAGUGCCUGGGCCUGGGUUCGACCACAACUUCUGCCUGUCAUCACCUGGAGAUGCUUGGACAGAGCGCAUGUGUGCAAGGGUAUUUCACCCAGCGAGUGGGUGUGUUAUGGAGGUCAGCACCACUCAGCCCGGCGUCCAGUUCUACACAGCCAACUUCUUGGAUUGCUCUUUUAAAGGAAAGGGUGGGGCCUCUUAUCCUAAACACAGUGCCUUCUGCCUGGAGACACAGAACUGGCCUGACGCUGUCAACCAGGCCUCUUUCCCCGAUGCUCUGCUGAGACCAGGGGAGCAGUACCGCCAUGUCACCCGCUUCACCUUCUCCACCGCCUGACGGAGAGGAGGGGGGUGGGGAAUCAGGGGUCAGCAUCAAGCAGGGAGCGACCAAUCAGAAUCCCAGCCACUGAUCAGAGCUGAUCCUUUGCUGAUGAAAGGAUGGAGAAACACGGCACAGGAGUUGUUUACACUCAAAUCAGAAGGUUGAUUUUGUAGUAUUCAAGAACCAAUCUGAGAUGGACAGGUAAUGAUUUUGAAAUUAAAAUGAUGAUGAUGAUGACAUGAUUAGAGGUGAUGGGUUCAUAAAGACGCACAGGUACAGUACCAAUUUGACUCUCAAUAUCCUCCACAUUGCUUUGUUCCCCUCUUUACAGCUGGACUUUUACUGCAUUAAACAUUGUAAUAUCCACUACCAUUUGAAGUUGGCUUUGGGCCCUGUUCAAAUUAGGCUUUACACUUACAUAAAUAGUACAGUUCAUGCAUAAGUAUAUUAGUUUCCACUUUCCUUUGUUGUUGGGUAGACAGGGUCUCUUUUGCUCCAUUACUCUUACAAUAUUUUGUGGCCCAAAAUAUUGUCACCCUUGGACUUUUUCUCCCUAUUUCUUAUCAAAUAAUUUUACAUUUAGAAUAACUUUUGAUAACUGCCAACAAAUGCUUAUUGUAGCCAUCAAUGAGCUUGCUGCACCUUUCUACUGGCAAUUUGGCCCAAUCUUCAGCAGAAAACUGUUCUAAUUCUUCAAUGUUUGAGGGAUACCCUCCACCAACUGCUGUUUUCAGCUCUUGCCAUAGGUUAUGGAUGUGAUUCAGACCUCAUCUCUUCGCUGGCCACUCUAGAAGAGUCCCGUGUUUCUUCUUAAACCAUUCCACGGUGUUGUUGAUGUGUGUUUAGGGCCGUUGUCCUUCUGGAAGACCCACAACCUUCAACAAAGUAUGUUUUUGGACCCUGGGUCGAACAUUGGUAGUCUGCGGAUUUCAUGAUACUGUGUCUUGCACACAUUCGAGGCCCCCAGUACCAGAGACAGCAAAGCAACCCCACAGCAUUAUCAAACCUCCCCAUGUUUGAUUGUAGGGAGGGUGUUCUUUUCUUUUGUAAGCUUCAUUUGGUCAUAGGUAAAAAUAGGAAGACUAAACUGCUGAAGGAGACACAAGAUAGCCUGAUUGAAUUUCUCAAAAACCCAUCUCAUCAAGCCUUAAUCCUGUGGAAAAUGUUCUGUGGACAAAUGAAACAAAAUUAAAGCUCUUUGGCAAUACAGAUCAGGGCUGUGUUUAUUGACGACCAAAUUAAGCAUUCAAUGAAAAGAGCACAAUUAAAGAUGAGGGUGGUUUGAUAAUGCUGUAGGUUUGCUUUGCUGCCUCUGAUACUGGGGGCCUUGAAAGUGCGCAUGGCAUCAUGAAAUCAGCAGAUUAUCGGGUGUUUGAGUCCAAUGUUCAACUCAGCGUCCAAAAACUGAAGAUCGGGCCAAAUUGCCAGUAGAAUGGUGCAACAAACUCAUUGAUGGCUACAAUAAGCAUUUGUUGGCAGUUAUCUUGGCCAAAGGCGGUGCAACCAAGUACUGGCUCCAGGGUGCCAAUAAUUUUGUCCAUGCCAUUUGUCUUUAUUUUCUAAAUGAAUUUGAAACUUAAGUUAGCAAAAAUAAAUUUGGUUUUGCAAUGUUGAAAAUCCAAUAAGGUGUGGUGACAGUUUUAUUUAAUAUGUAAUUUAUUUGAAAAGAAAUAGAGAAUUAUUUAGGAAAAGUGCAAGGGUGACAAUCUAUUUGGCAGCUACUGUAUGUAUUCAACUCCCUGGAAUGUAUUAAUUGUGUAUCUUAUUGGUAUUCACUGGAGUGAUCUUUGAUUAUGGGACUCAAUAUUGGACUCUAUUGCAAUUCAAUGAAAACACCCAUUAUAUUACCUCUUCUACCUUGACGUACAGAGCCUUCAGAAAGUAUUCACAAACCUUGACUUUUUACGCCUUUUGUUGCGUUACAGCCUGAAUUUAACAUGGAUUAAAUUGAGAUGUUGUGUCACUGGCCUAUACAAUACCGCAUAAUGUCAGUGGAAUUAUGUUUGUAGAAAGUUUUCCAAAUUAAUAAAAAAUGAAAGCUGAAAUAUCUUGAGUCAACAAGUGUUCAACUCCUUUAUGGCGAGCCUAAAUAAGUAUGUGAGUCAAAAUGUGCUUAAUAAGUUUCAUGGACUCACUUGUGUGCAAUAAGUGUUUAACAAGAUUUUUGAAUGACUACCUCAUCUUUGUACCCCCCACACACACAGAUAAUUUUAUGGUCCCUCAGUUGAGCAGUGAAUUUAAAACACAGAUUCAACCACAAAGACCAGGGAGGUUUUCCAAGGCCUCGCAAAUAAGGGAACCUAUUGGUAGAUGGGUAAAAAUUAAACAUUUUAGUUUACUCCACAAUAGUAGCCUAAAUGACAGUGAAACGAAGGAAGCCUGUACAGAAUAAAAAUAUUCCAAAACAUGCAUCCCGUUUGCAAUAAGGGACUAAAGUAAAACUUCAAGAAAUGUGGCAAUUUGUUUUUUAACUUGAUGUCCUGAAUACAAAGGGUUAUAUUUGGGGUAAAUUCAACACAACACAUGUUGACAGCUGUGCCAUACAGAUUGCAAAAUAGUUGGGAAGAUUCAAGAUUCAAGACUUUGCUUUUCAGCUAAAAUUAUUGUACAGAAUUCUUGCCACCAACAAAAUGUUGAAUAUUUGUGGCAUACAAUCAUCACAGCUCUGCAGAUUUUGUUGUGAGGAUACAGAAUCAAUAGACCAUUUGUUUUGGUAUUGCCCUCAGCCUGUUUCUGGUCUCAGGUUCAGGAAUGGCUGAAAAUGAAUAACAUUGAUCUAAAAUUAACUGUAGAAAUAGUAUUGUUGGGAGAUCUGGAGAGACCGGGUCAGUCAAUUACUAAUAUACUAAUACUCUUAGUGAAAAUAUGUAUCUUUAACUUGCAAUCUGUGGAUUCUAUUAAAUUAGAUUCAAAUUGUAUGUUAAACAUCACAGCUUAGUUGAAAUAUAUGUGGUGCGAAGAAAUCUGAAGAGGGUGGCCAGCAGAGAUAGAUGGGAGGGGCUGAGGGUUGGGAUGUGGAAUUGGAGACAAGUGGGAGUGGAGUUGCUGUGCGGGGGAUAGAAUGAUGGUCAAAGAUAAAAGUAAAAAAAUAAAGUCAAAAUAAAACAUAACAAAAAGUAUGUUUGAAUGACACUGAGGGGCAGUAUUGUUAGAGUUAAUGCCUGUUUGCCUGAGGCUGAUACCGUGCAGGUGUUUGUACACAUGCAUAUACACACACACUCAUUCAAAUGCAAACACGCGCACACAUGUAAAUAGUGCCACAAAUGCACUCAAACAUAUUCAGUUGGCCUUGCUGUUAUGAUUUUUGUUGUCCUUUGGUUUUUGCAUUGUUGACACUGGUUUCAUCUGUGGGUCGCUCUGGAUGGGACACUGUUGAUGACAAAUGUGAUGUAUAUAUUUGAGUGGCUUCACUGCAAGUAGAUUGUAUGUUUUAUAUAUUCAAUAAAAUAAAACAAACACUGAG